CCUCUGUGCGAACUAGAGAGACAGAGGCGAACGAAUUUUGUCUUCAGUGUUUGUGUUCAUUGGUUGGAGGAAGAAAAAGAAAACCAACACGUUUUAUAAUAAUAUUUAUUUUGUUUAUUAUAUUUGUUAAGUGAAUUUAAUACUGAGCGGUCCAUCCAAGCUUUUGUAUUGCCAAGAUGAUUGUACUGACUGGAAGCAACUUAGGAGAGAGGCAGAGAGAAUUGAACGAGAAAGUGAAAGAAGCGGCAGACAAGGAUGUAGACUUCGAUCAAAUCAAAGACACAACAGAGGAGUCUGAUGUGGACAAGUUAUUUAAAAUAGACCUUGCAUCCAAAUACGGGAACAUCGAAUACAUUAUCGAAGUACUUAAAUCUGGCGAUAGUCUGUACAUAUCCAGAGCUCUCAAAUGUAGCUGGCUUUACGGCGAAGAUUUCGCAAAAUUCAUCAAUGCCGAUUAUCUCCACAAAAAUGUCGUGCCAUUUCUGUCUAGCAAAAUGAAGAAAAAACUCUUAACAGCAAUUUCUAUGCACGUCAGAAAUGAAACAAGGGCUGAAAGCUUUUACAAGUAUUGCAUGGAUAACAAAUACACAGGCAUUGCUUUAAAAUUCCUCAAUUUUACCAGUGAGAGCUUUAAGUUAGAAGUGCUAAAAGAUGAUACAAAAUGUAAUCGAAUGAUAUCAGACUGUGGAAGUGAAUAUCUCAAGAACUUCAUUGGAGUUUCAUUCACUUUAGCAGAAGCGUAUGUUGCGACAUUUCCUGAAACUGCAAGAAUGCCAGCAUUCGCAGGACUUAGCUAUUUGUAUACGGUUUCCGAUGACAAAUAUUUGGAUCUGUUGGAAAAAUCUGUGGUGUUAAAUCCUUACAACACUACCAUUUUGGGUUUACGCAUUUCUAAAAGCAUAAUGAAACACCAUAAGGAUGAUAGGGUUCUAAGUAAACCAUCACUUUACGUAAGAAUUAUUCAUAAAACUGCGAUAGUUAAAUACAGUACAGCAGAAGAUGCAAAAAAAUACGCAGUUGCUGUGCUGCCUGAAAAUGUCGAAAAUUUUUGGAAUCAAAACUAUUGCAGCAAAUAUAAGUUUAUUCUUGAUAAAAUUCAAGAUGGGAAAUUUGAAUUCGUCAAACAGAUAUUUACAGCUAAGUAUCCUGGUGAAGCAUUUGAAACUCAUUUGAAUUUCUAUCAGAAGCAGUUCUACAAAAUAAUGACUACAGAAGAAAAAGAAACUUGGGCUCUUCAACAAAUAGCCAGCGGAUCAGAGAUUCUCGGAAUAGGCAAAGAUUAUAAUUGGUACAAGUUCAUUAGCUUUGAAAAAGCUUUUGAAGAAAUUAAAAAGCUCGUGUUGGUGACUCCGGAUUAUAUUAAACGGGCUGACAUGAUGCUUAUCUUGGUAGAUUCUGCAAAAACCCAACGCGAUUUAGCAAAACUGCUCAAACAUUACUACGAGAGGCAUGCUAAUGAACAGAAAUACAUCAAAGAGAACUUCCUCGAUAGGGUGAUGCAGAAUUUUAAUGUUUUCGAAUUCAAUGAUGACUGCUGGUCGGCCUGGAACAAAUUGUUUUACAACCUCGAUGUCUACAGUCUGACAGUCUAUAGCAGCAAGAGUGAAUACAAAAUCAUCGCCCUCAUAUACCAUAUCAUUAAUCACAUAGAUAUACCUGAGGCCAUAACAACUCACAUCAAUUCGGAAAUGCAAUUUUAUGCAUUAAAAUUGAAUACAGAUAAGCUAAAAAAAGAGGAGGUAGAAAUGGUGUUCCAGUAUUUAUUCGAAUUUUAUAUGACUGAAAUCAGGAAAUUCGAAAAUGUACCUUACAGUGAUGAUGUAAAGUAUCGCUUAAGGAGAUAUAUUCAUUUCAUCCUAGACCUUUUGGAUCAAUAUGACAGGACUAAACUGGAUUGCCCCGAGCUUGUUAACCAGUUUAUGAAGAAAGAUUGGGAUGAAUUUAGUUGCCACAGGUUGCUACGUGAGCCUAAAAAAUGCCAGGUAACGAGGGUAGAUUUGUUACGUCUCUUGAAGAAAGACGCAAGUCUACUUGUUAAACACCUUCCAGAAGUUCAAGACAAUAUUGAUAACUCCUUCAAGUAUGAUAUCAGCACAGUACUGAAGAAACUAAAAAUAUAUUUUUCAAACGACAUUGCAAAGGAUUACCUCAAGUUUUUUAAUGAUAUAUUGGCAGCAGAAGACAGGCUGUGGUUGAAAGAAGCUCAUGCUGCAGUACACGGCAUUUUUCAACUAGGGGAUGAGAAUUUGAAAGUUGAUUUUAUGAAAAAGUAUGCCCCAACAGAAGCUGUUAUUAACCACAGCGAAAUUGACGAGAAGUUGUUACGGAUUCAGCAAGCCAUAUGCUCGCAUGCUUGCUACUCGCGCCCUCCUGUGCCCCUGCAAAGUGUGCUAAUGUACAUCAAAGGAGACUACGUACACUUUUGUUUACCAAUGUUCCAUUCCUAUUUGGCUAACCUGCCACUUCCACUUUGUAUUGAAUUCGUUGAAGCGAUAUUGAAUACUCCAGUGUCAAUCCAAAAACAUGGCAUACGACUCGCUUUCGAGUGCUUUAGCGAAGAAAACUUAAAUACAUUAGUAUUAAGAGCUUGGAAAAAGACGAAAAACGUAUCCCUCAGGUUGAUUAUUUUCAAAGCGCUUCAUGCCAAAAUAUUGAAAGAAUCAAAUACUCAGGGAAUUUUGUUUGACACAUUAAAAACAAUUGCGCUGACUCUUGGACAAGAUGAUGACGAUGAGAUAUUUAGGCUCCUCAUUUCCCGUCAAUGGCCUGAGCCGAUGAAGCUCGAAUGCAUCGAUAUUGCUUGGAAAGUGGUGAGCCAAUUUCCGCCAAAACAAGCAAACCUCGCCCGCAUGCGUCUUGUAAUAAAUUGCAUGUCCAAUAACAUCAAUAUAAUUCGUUCAGACUCCAUUUCUGGUAUUAUAGACACAUUUAUGUCAACAGUAUUUAAACAGGAAGAGGAAGAAGAAGGAAACGGCAAAAAACAAAGUGCAGAAGCUAUCGCCUUAAUAGACGCCAAGUGGGAACUUACAGCAACAUACAUAAUAAAUAUUAAGGACAUAAAUGAUCUUAGUAAAAAAAUUGAAGUUGCGAAGCACAUAUUGAACAAGUGUUUAAGAUCACAGGAGUCCGGGGCCCGCCAAAAUAGGCAAGACUUGCUUAAAACUUGUAUGACAUUUGUCAAUAAUAUGGAGUUCAGAUGUUAUGAUCAGGAAAUUUCCCGUUAUGAAAAUGUGAAUACCAUGAUGCAAUUUGUACUAAAAACACUGUAUGACAGUUUACCACUUGAAGAGAUUUAUAUUGAAAUAUGGGAGUUACGACUGGGAAUGCUAGUUAGAAAUGUUUUGAUGUCCCAUAAGAAGCUCGAAGGUCAGGAACAAAUAAACAAGGAUGCCAUUAAAGUAAUUGUCAUGUCAUUUGCUAAAGAACUUAGCAACUUGAUCAAAGAGUUAAUUGACACUGGACUAUACUUCAAUUCAUUUUUAUCAGACAUUCAAAGUAAAAUCCUUAAUAAAAUGAAAACGGUAAAGGUCAAGUUCGAUAUAAAGAUCAAGUUUUGUAAUAUGAUUAGUACAUUGUGUUUGGGCCUAAUGACGUUUGGAAUACCUGAGAUGUACUUGCUUGUAGUAAAUCUUUUGCCCGACAGUUGUAAUCCCGAACUGGACGAAGACUAUAGGUCGGUCGUCACCAAGUUAUAUAACGUUGAAAACAAAGAAAUCCGCUGCAAUCUGUACCGGAAACUAAACAAAUCUGAUUAUAAAGUUCUUGAUAUAAUUGGACAAUAAGUGUUAGAGUUUUAGAACUGUUGUUGUUAGCAAGCUGUUUAAAUGUGCAUUUAUAUGUAUUAUUACACUGUAUUAUUUAAAA
Helicoverpa armigera (cotton bollworm) is the source of this 3864-nucleotide messenger RNA. RefSeq lists its product as uncharacterized. Bases 177 to 3782 code for a protein of 1201 amino acids. Lineage: Eukaryota; Metazoa; Arthropoda; Insecta; Lepidoptera; Noctuidae. The record is from RefSeq and is a predicted model, not a curated record. The transcript is spliced from 2 exons.